Dibothriocephalus latus is the source of this 1827-nucleotide messenger RNA. The record is from the annotation of a GenBank genome assembly. Lineage: Eukaryota; Metazoa; Platyhelminthes; Cestoda; Diphyllobothriidea; Diphyllobothriidae.
AUGCAACGAAGAAAAGGCAACCGUCCUCCCCCAAAGUACCAUAAAAAACCUGUCAGAAAAGGCUUUCGAAGCGAGUCGCCGACGGAGUGUCCUGAGGUUCCAUCCACCAGAGAAAGUACUGAGUCUACGUCUGGCAGCUCGGAUUCGGGUUCAGAAGAAAACUCGGGGAGCGAUGGCAAUUCUAAUAAUUUCAGCCUGAUUACCGCUAUGUGGGAUCUGGGUCAGUGUGAUCCAAAGCGCUGCACUGGCCGAAAACUGGUUCGCUUCGGUCUAACACGACACCUCAAAUUAAAUGAGUCCUUCCAUGGUAUUGUCCUCACACCAACUGCGUCCCAAUAUCUCGACCCACAUAGUGAUCGCAGCAUCGUCGAACGAUGCGGCGUUGCUGUGAUUGAUUGCUCCUGGGCCCAACUCGACAAAACUCCCUUCAGGAAGCUGAAAUAUUCUCAUGGACGACUGGUGCCGUACUUACUGGCCGUCAAUCCUGUUAAUUAUGGCAAGCCGCACAAGCUCACCUGUGUCGAAGCAUUUGCAGCCACUCUCUACAUCCUCGGUUGGCCUAAAGAGGCUGAGAUCCUUCUCAACAAAUUUUCAUGGGGUCCGACCUUCUUGACCGUCAAUGUGGAUCUGCUGGCGGCCUAUGCUCAGUGUCGUACGGAGGCCGAGGUUGUUCAAAUUCAAAAUAACUAUGAAACAAAGUUGGCGGAAAACAAAAACAAGAAAGUUGAAUCUUAUUCAGAUAUGUAUGCUGCCCUGGAUGCCGAAAUGCAGCAAGACUCGGAAGAAUCUUCGCAAUCAGACGAGGCCGGAGAGAGUGGUGAUCAGGGAUUGCAACCUACUGAAUGUGAAAAGAACGAUGUCACUGAUAAGACAGUUCAUGAGACGUCCGACGCUCACGAAGACUCGUCUUUCUGUGUCGAAACCCUCGAGACACUAUCCCUCUCCGAUGACAGCCUGGCGGCCCUUCAGAAGCAAGUCAAGUCUAUGGCUUCGGAAUUUCAGCACAAAAAGCUGCUGAAAGAGGCAGGUCGGAAUUGGGAUCGUUUCUAUAAUAGAAACGGUACACGAUUCUUCAAGGAUCGGCACUGGACAACACGUGAAUUUGUGGAGUUAACUAAACUCAUAGAACCCGGUGCGGACCAAAUGAUGGUUUUGGAGGUCGGAUGUGGUGUCGGCAAUUUUAUCUUCCCCCUCCUGGAGAACAUGAACUCGGGGUCGCAACCCGAUGCAGCGGCUGAACCUCCUUCAGAGUCCAACAAAGACUCGAAGUCAGCCAUAUUCUAUGCCUGCGACAUCGCCCCCAAGGCUGUGGUCAUGGUCAAGCAGCACCCCCUCUUUUCAGAGGACUGUGUGUCGGCCUUCGUGUGUGACACAUCCGUCGAGGGUGCUCUCUCCGCGGCACUCCUUGACGCCCCAAAACCUACCCUCCUCGAUCAAUCAUCCCCGCUCAAUCCAGGCUUUCAUUUAGCCACUCUCAUCUUCGUUCUCUCGGCUAUUAACCCGGAUGCCAUGCACUUCUGUCUGCAGAAUAUUGCCAACGUUCUGCGACCUGGUGGCAAAUUACUACUGCGCGACUACGGGCUCUACGACCAGUCACAAUUGAGGUUCGGACGUGGCAGCCGCCUUCUCGAAGACAAGCCUUUCUACCACCGCCAGGACGGUACAUUCACCUACUUUUUCUCUAUUGAGGAAUUAACCACUCUGUUGACUGAUGCUGGGCUAACUGUGCUUAAGUGUUCUUAUAUACACAGAAAAACGGAAAACCGUGCCACUGACCUUUGUAUCAAGCGUAUUUUCAUUCAAGCUAUUGCACAAAAGCCCGAAUAG